Molecule: messenger RNA, 986 nt
Organism: Ruditapes philippinarum (Manila clam)
Lineage: Eukaryota; Metazoa; Mollusca; Bivalvia; Venerida; Veneridae
Product: aggrecan core protein-like
Exons: 2
Coding region: 49-600 (183 amino acids)
Biological process (GO): cell adhesion
Molecular function (GO): hyaluronic acid binding
Source: RefSeq, a predicted model, not a curated record
UUGACCUAUUCAAAACGUAUUUGUUAAAAACACGUUUAUUUAUUGGAUAUGUCUCCAAAAGGCUGUAAGCGAAUUUUUGUAACAUAUAUAAUACUGCAACUAUGUUUAGCGGAACAAAAUAUCAAACAUAAAGCUCGGAUAAACUACAAACUCAAAGAUGAGAAUAUAUCUAAUGAAACCAGUUCUAGCAGUCUUGCUAAUUGUUUGAUAUAUUGUUCAAUGCAGCAAUAUUGUAUUACGGUAUCAUUUAAAUCACCGACAGAAAAUUGUCUGUUGUCGGCGUACGAUACAAUUGAUGACGGUCUGCAGAUACCUGGUACUCCCAGUGGGUUGUUAUUUGCUGACGGAUGGACUACAAUGACGAAGAUGAGAUAUCCAGUUUUUCACGCCACUGGUCAACAUGGGCGCUACAGUAUGACCUUUGAACAAGCUAAGCAACAAUGCAUUGACUAUGGAACAACUAUUGCCUCCCCGACAGAAGUUAUACAAGCACGAUCCAUGGGGUACCAGAUGUGCGCAUGUAGCUGGAUGUCAGAUGAUUCCAACGGCUUGGUUGUUCAGUCAUACAGCCCCUGGUUGUUGGUUUCAGUAAAACGAUAGUUUACUGUCAUUAUAGCAAAGCAAAUGUCUUUUGUAAACUGGUGUAAAGUAAACUUGCAGAUUCGCUAACAAAAGGGCCAGGAAAAUAUCUUGUUUUCCACAGGUAUGGAUACUAUAGAACAUUUAAUUUAAUCAAUUAACCAAAAUAAAAUAUUCAUGUUGCGUUGCAGAACUACUAAAAAUAAAGUUUCAGUUUCAAGUAUAAUUUGUUACCAAUUAAUUCAGUUGUUUUAACCAUUACCUUACGUCAUAGACAACAAUUCCCUGGCUUCCUUUUUUCAUACGCUAUAGAUCAGACAAAUGACGGAUGUAAUAAAUGUUAAAACGCAUUACUUGGGAAAUUGCACAGCACUUCAUCAUUUGUCAUCGGAAUAAUUUUAUCGAAA